Molecule: messenger RNA, 771 nt
Organism: Saccostrea cuccullata (small rock oyster)
Lineage: Eukaryota; Metazoa; Mollusca; Bivalvia; Ostreida; Ostreidae
Exons: 6
Coding region: 45-686 (213 amino acids)
Source: RefSeq, a predicted model, not a curated record
CUUACUUUUGAAUUAAACAACGACUUUGAAAGGACAGUAACACGAUGAAUUUGGAAAUAUUCCUUACUCUGGCACUUUUGUGUUUUACUUGCGGUUGGCCGAAGGGUAUAAGUUCUUCAAAAGCAGUGGAAGUUAACCAAAAGACAAGUGUCUAUCCCAGACGGAGCUCAGGCAGAGAAAACAUCCAUCGUCACGAUGAAAAUUCAGAUGAAAAUUCAGAUGAAAAACAGUCAGUCUCAAGGGAAUCCAAAGAAGCUGAAGAAUCUGAUGAAAAUGAUUUAAAAGAAGAUAAAGCACUUGCAGUCAGUGCUGAUGAAAAGAGGGGGAAUGAAAAAGACACAGUAUCAAUGACAACACCGAAUUCGCCAAGAAUAAGUGAAAAUACAGUAACGAUGCCUGUUUCUCAGGAAAAGGAUUGUCCUACGCAUUCUGGGAAUGAUGAAAUCUGCUGGAAUUUUGAAAAAGAACACUGCGAGUUCCUCUCCUAUGUAGGCGUGUUUUCCUAUGGAAGGUCUUGUGAAAGUGAUGAUGAUUGUAAGGAGUCUGAUCCGUGCCAAAGUGGAAAAUGCUGUCAUAUUCCCUGUGAUAACUUGAAUAAUCAGAUGUGCCGGUAUCCAGUAGAUAAUGCAGGAAAUAGAUAUAAUAUAGCAAAUUCUUUCUAUCCAGAAUGGAAUCGGGAUAGCUAAGGUUUUUUUUUUUUUUUUUUUUUAAAGUGUCUAUGUUUAUAGAAAAAAAAGAAGCAAUCUUUUUGACGUAAAACAAUAAAGACAA